GUAUAUAUAUAUAGAAUAACAACAAACCCUAAUUUCACUCCACUCUUUUUUCACCCAAAGCAAAUUUCACUUUCUUCUUUAAACAAAAAAAACAAAAACAGCUAACAAAAAUGAGAGAAUGCAUUUCAAUUCAUAUCGGCCAAGCCGGAAUCCAAGUCGGUAACUCUUGUUGGGAACUCUAUUGCCUUGAACACGGCCUUCAGCCUGAUGGACAAAUGCCAAGUGAUAAGACUGUUGGAGGCGGAGACGAUGCUUUCAACACCUUUUUCAGUGAGACUGGUGCCGGAAAGCACGUUCCGAGGGCUGUGUUUGUUGAUUUGGAACCAACUGUUAUUGACGAGGUGCGGACCGGGACUUACCGUCAGCUGUUUCACCCUGAGCAGCUUAUUAGUGGUAAAGAAGAUGCUGCUAAUAACUUUGCCAGAGGUCACUACACAAUUGGGAAGGAGAUAGUGGACUUGUGUCUUGACCGUAUUAGGAAGCUUGCUGAUAACUGCACUGGGCUACAAGGGUUCUUGGUUUUCCAUGCUGUUGGUGGCGGGACUGGAUCUGGUCUAGGAUCACUGCUUCUUGAAAGACUGUCUGUUGAUUAUGGAAAGAAAUCGAAGCUUGGGUUUACUGUUUACCCUUCUCCUCAGGUCUCCACAUCAGUGGUAGAGCCCUACAACUCGGUGCUCUCAACUCACUCUCUCCUUGAGCACACUGAUGUCUCUGUUCUUCUUGAUAAUGAAGCUAUCUACGAUAUCUGUCGCAAAUCACUUGACAUUGAAAGGCCUACUUACACCAAUCUCAACAGGCUUGUCUCUCAGGUUAUUUCAUCAUUGACAGCUUCUCUUCGUUUUGAUGGCGCCCUGAAUGUGGAUGUGACCGAGUUCCAGACCAAUUUAGUGCCAUACCCAAGAAUUCAUUUUAUGCUUUCGUCGUAUGCACCUGUGAUUUCAGCUGAGAAGGCCUACCAUGAACAAUUAUCUGUUGCUGAAAUCACAAACAGUGCUUUUGAACCCGCCUCUAUGAUGGCCAAAUGUGAUCCCAGGCAUGGAAAGUACAUGGCUUGCUGCUUGAUGUACAGAGGUGAUGUGGUUCCAAAGGAUGUCAAUGCUGCUGUUGGUAUCAUCAAAACCAAGAGGACUAUUCAGUUUGUCGAUUGGUGCCCGACUGGGUUUAAGUGUGGUAUUAAUUACCAGCCACCAACAGUGGUUCCAGGUGGUGAUUUGGCUAAGGUUCAACGUGCAGUGUGUAUGAUCUCAAAUUCGACCAGUGUUGCUGAAGUGUUUUCUAGGAUUGAUCACAAGUUUGAUCUGAUGUAUGCAAAGAGGGCUUUUGUGCAUUGGUAUGUGGGUGAAGGUAUGGAGGAAGGAGAGUUUUCUGAAGCCCGUGAGGACUUGGCUGCAUUGGAGAAAGAUUAUGAGGAAGUUGGAUUGGAGUCUGCUGAUGGGGAGGAUGAUGGUGAAGAUGAGUAUUAGGUUAUUUCGUUCUAGUUUCAGUUGCUUUAUGAAUCCUAACUUUUACAAACCAAACUGGCUCUUUGGUUUUGAUUGCUAAAACUGAUGAUUAUGACUCUUAUUUUGUGAUUUUGUAGUGUCCUUGAAUAUUAGUGCAAUUGGUGUGUUCUGUCA
This is a messenger RNA of Erigeron canadensis, 1616 nucleotides long. RefSeq names its product tubulin alpha chain-like. Gene Ontology annotation, biological process: mitotic cell cycle; microtubule cytoskeleton organization. The record is from RefSeq and is a predicted model, not a curated record. NCBI's taxonomy places the organism in Eukaryota, Viridiplantae, Streptophyta, Magnoliopsida, Asterales, Asteraceae. Gene Ontology annotation, cellular component: microtubule; cytoplasm. The coding region runs from base 111 to 1463 and encodes 450 amino acids. Gene Ontology annotation, molecular function: GTP binding; structural constituent of cytoskeleton. The transcript has 4 exons.